This is a messenger RNA of Exaiptasia diaphana, 2313 nucleotides long. RefSeq names its product cysteine and histidine-rich protein 1-A. The transcript is spliced from 4 exons. Gene Ontology annotation, cellular component: nucleus. The coding region runs from base 94 to 1098 and encodes 334 amino acids. The record is from RefSeq and is a predicted model, not a curated record. Gene Ontology annotation, molecular function: zinc ion binding. NCBI's taxonomy places the organism in Eukaryota, Metazoa, Cnidaria, Anthozoa, Actiniaria, Aiptasiidae.
UCAUCAUUCACGACAACAACAAACGAACAUCUCAGGCCAAAGUACGAACACCACAUUAGUCCGCUGCAAUAAAUUCACUUAACUUCGUAAAUAAUGAGCGACGGUGAAGAUGGAGGAACCGUUCAGGUCGAGGACACAACGGAGAAGGAAAAUAUCGAGCCUCCAAUGAAAAAAUUGAAAGUCGAACCGAAGAAAAUGGAUUUAGAAACUCGGCUGAACGACAUCUUGAGCUGUAACGUUUGCCUAGCUUUGCCUUGUAAGGCGAUCUUUCAGUGUCCACAUGGGCAUCUCAUGUGCUCUAGCUGUUUUACACACCUACUGGCUGAUGCAAGGUUGAAAGAUGAGCAAGCAACUUGUCCUAAUUGCAGGACAGAAAUCAGUCGCAACAAUUGCUCUCGCAACCUUGCUGUAGAAAAAGCAGUGUCUGAGCUGCCUACAAAAUGCCAGUUUUGCAGUGAACAAUUUCCAAGGAUUCUGAUUGGCUCACAUGAAAGAGAAGACUGCAACAACAGGUUGGUUGAUUGCAAGUUCAAACGGCUGGGCUGCCAGUGGCAAGGUCCAUUUCAUGAGUUAUCUAAACAUGAAAGUGAAUGUACUCAUCCAAAUAAAACUGGUUUGGAGCUAAUGACAGCUUUGGAUGCCAUUGAUGAAACUAACAGCAAGAAUAUGCGGAUGUUACAAACUAUAGUUGGACUUCUGUCAUAUGAAAAGAUCGCUAUCAAUGAUUUGCAGUUGAGACCAUACCGUACAGAUGAUUUCAUCCCACAGCUGUACUAUGAGACAAGUCGUUUCAAUGCCCUGGGGCAGCAAUGGGUUGUCAAAACCAAAGUCAUUGGAAGUGAGAAGAUUCUCAAAAGAGGACUACUGUUUCAGCUUGUACAGAAAACAAAAGGACCAACGAACAUCAAGUUCAUGAUGAUUCGUAGUCCAUUUGGUGACUUGUCUGUUGUGCCAACACUUCAUCACCAUGAGUUUGCUGGUGAUGCCAUGGAAAGUGAGUUUUAUGAACUGAACUUUGUGGACAGUCUUGAAGCUAAUAAGAUGCUUGCUGAAAAAAUAAUUAACUUGAGGCUAAUGAUGUUCCAAGUAUCAAAUUAAUAAACUGAUUUUAUUUAUACAAAUGUAUAUAUAAAUUCAAAAAUUAAGACUUUUGUAAUAAUUUAGCAGCAUAUUUGACUUAGUUGCAGUUUAUUGAUAUCUUCUUUUUAUUGCUUAAAUUAGAGGUAUAAUUGGUUGGUUUUAUAGAUUAAUUAAAGUUAAACAUCUGGACUUAUUUAUAUCAAAACAAUAUUUAUGUAGUUAUGACAAUAGUUUCAGACGAAACAGGAUAAUAUGCUGCUGAAAUUUACAAAAAUAAGAAUUAAACUAAAAUAUGCUAAUUGUCAUUUUAUGCAUGGAUCAAGUUCAUGACUUGCAAAUAUUCAAAAUUGGCCUAACCAAGUGGCUACUGUAUCAAAGGGAAGUCAGCACACUCUGGCCUUUUUAUAUUCAUCCCUAACCCUUCCCUACCCCUGGUUGAUCUAUGUCUUGACCAUGAUUCAUGAAAACCAAUUCAUUGCACUACAUAUACAGUGUCUUUUAAUCUGUAUUCAUUACCCACCACCAAGACAGUAGCCUUUGGUUGUCUAAGGAUUGUUAGUGCCAUUGUUUAUGUUAAAUACAAAUAUUGUAUAUUAUUGUAAGUUUCUAAUUAUUGAAGUGAUGAACUUAUCCCUGUGUGUUAUUUACCUGCUAUUUAUUAUAUUUUGCUUAAAUAAUUCUUUUGUACAGAAAAAGCAGUAUUACAAAAAUUUACUGAAAAGUUUUAAACUAAUAUUAUAACAAUUUGGUGAACGGUUUGAAGAAUAUUGGUAAUAUCUCUGAUAACUAUGUAAUAUAUGGACAUAAAAUUAUUUUAUCUAUAAUUAGCACAGUCACACAGUCCAUGCAGUGUAAUCGAUAUCCCUAACAAAGGAUGGGUGUAUAUAAUAUAAAUAAUCAAUCAAAUAUAAUAAUUAUUGAAUCAUUGUUAACUAUUACUUUUAAAUCCAUUUUAAAUAAUAUUAAAAUUCAAGUGAUUAAGAUUAAUGUUGUGUUUAAAAGUACUUUGAUUGCUGUAUUGGUAGAACAUUCCUCUUGCCUGCUGAUGAACUAUUUGCCAGUAAUUAUUCCUUGAGUCAAUAACAAGGUUAUACCUAUUAUUAUUAUUAUUGAGAUGUUUGGGUAAUGUGUGUAAUAUAUUAAACUACCUAUCAUUAUAAUUAUUAUUAUUAUUAUUAUUAUUAUUAAGAUGUUUGGGUAAUGUGUGUAAUAUAUUAAACUGUGUGCACAAAC